GUCCAAUACAAUAACCACUGGCCCCAUGUGGCUCUUGAGCACUUGAAAAUGUAACUAGUCCGAAUUUAAAGUCUGAAAGAAUGUAAAAUAUUUUCUUAAUAUUUUUUUCCUAUUGAUUAAUGUUGAAAAGGUAAUACAGGCAGUCCCCGGAUUACAAACAAGUUCUGUUCCUAAGUCUGUCUUUGAGUCAGUUUGUAUGUAAGUCAGAACAGGUACAGUUCGUAUCUAAUGUCAGUCAAAGUAUAUAGUGUACCUUUUUGUAUAAAAAACGUGAAAGAAAUACUUCCAGAUACACUAAAAUAUCUUUAAUAUAAUAUAGGAAUAAUAAUGAUGUUUUGAUGCACGUCGCAGAGUAGUGCCUGUUUGUUAUUAUGAACCAUUGUACAUAGAAUUUUUAAUAUACCGUGGUUUUUAAUUUACAGUACUAGGCUUUACAAGGCUUGGUUCGUAAUGUAAUAUGUAAGUCAGAUGUUUAUAACCCAGGGACUGCCUGUAUAGUUUUCGAAAUAAGAUGCAUUACCAGAAGUUAAUUUUAUCUGUUAAUUUUUUUUUUUUUUUAAAUGUGUCCACUAGAAAAAAUUGCAUUAUGCUUGGGACAGCGCUGCAGUAUGGUCCUAAAGUGGGCUUUCCAGGGACCCCUGUUGAGCGUUCAGGAGUUACGUGUGACUUUGGAGACAAGAAUAUAUCUAGGAAGAGAGCCUCCAGAUGUGGAGAAACAGCCCAUUCUUAUAAUAAUAGCUAACAUGUAUUGAGGAGCCUUGGUGGCACAAUGGUUAAGCACUUGGCUGCUAACCAAAAGGUUGGCAGUUUGAACCCACCAGCUGCUCCAAGGGAGAAGAGGCCUGGCAAUAUGCUCCUGUAAAGAUUUCAGCCUAGGAAACCCUAUAGGGUAGUUUUAUUCUGUCCUAUAGGGUCUCUAUGAGUCAGAAUCAACUAAACUGCACACAGCAACAAAACAUUUAUUGAGACUGGACAAUUAAUGCCAAGUUUUGUUGUGGAUUAAUUCCAUGAAUGCCCUUUAUAAUUCUUUGAGAUGGGCACUGUAACUCACCAUAUUGCAGAUAUUGAGGCUCAGAAAGGUUAAGUGACUUAUCCAAAAUCACGCAGCAAAGCCUCAAAUCAAACCCAGGCAGGCUGAGUCCAGACUGAAUUGUACUCACUGCUUGUCCAGCAGCACUAACGUGCCUGCUGGGUGUCUCUGGUACCUUAUCAUUUUAAAGCAAAAUUUUUUUUUAAGAUUCUACAGCAAGAAUCUACAGAAGGAGGAGUUCUCUUUACUCUUAUUUGACUCCAAAGCCAGGUGCUUUCUUUCUUGGGUCAGAGCACUUGUUCUUGUAGCAUCCCUGGUAGGGACACUCCUACACAUGUGGGCACAGGGUCGGGGUGGUGUGCUGUGUCCAGACUUACUUACAGGGGGUUGAGAAAGGUAAGGCAGAAGUUGGGACUGUUAUCCUGAGAUCUUUGUGCCCGCUUGCAGCAAAUUGUCCAAAACCUCACUGGAACUAUUAGAGGCAGCAGUCCCCAGGAAAUAAGGGCAUAUAGCUAAUCAGUACUUUGUUUUGGGGUAGUGUUCAUUAGUUACCAUUUGUUAAGCAUAUACUGUAUGAAAUGUAUGCAGUAUCUCAUUCAAUUGCAAUAUCUAAGUUUUUCCCCAACAUUUAAAAAAUUUCAAACAUGCAGAAAUUGUACAAUGAAUUGUACAGUGAAUACUUGGAUAACCACGCCCCUAGGUUUUCUUGCAUUUCAAAGUAAAUUGCAGGUUUCAGUACACUUCUGCCUAAAUUGACAUGCAUAUCAUUACGUAAAGGUCAGUAAUUGCAAGGACUACUUUUUAAAGUAUUCUCUUACUGCAUUUUUAGUAUUCGUAAUGAAACGUAUUAUCUAUCUGUUUGGGUAAUAAAUGUUCUGAGGCUGGUACAAGUCACUUGUGGAACAGUUUUUGCUUCUAGUUCUAAAAAGAAACUAGAACAAUAAAACAAGAGCUCUAAUCUUAUAAGGAGAGCCACACUUGAAUGUUUUUCUCUGUUCUGCAUGCAAAUGCGCUGUAAUGUUUUUAAGGACCUGUAGGGGGUUUAUCAUCGAGCUUAUGAGUGAAAAGCUGGUGUUGUACAACCUACAGAGUGACAAUGACAGCUACCACCUCCACCCCCAUUUUCUUAAAAAAAAACACGAGGUGAGGUUACAAUUCUACUUGAGCCUCUUGUGAGGACAGAGACUCCUCAUGAGGAGAUGGUCGCUGUCCCCGUGUAUUUCUUGCUGUGUGGGCACCAUUACUUACUGUGUUUCCUUGCCGCCUUCUCAUAUGCUCAGCCUUUUACUGCAAAGUAGAUUUGUUGCCUUGCCAAUCCGUUCACUCUAAAUCCUUUUAUCUUGUUAUUAGGCUGCUCUUUGGCGUAAAUUGCAAUCGAUUAGGGAUCGUUUCUCAGAAUCGAGUUAGAAGUGAGAGUUCAGAUAAGUGAGGCCGCCAUUGCUGCUUUGAACACCUCAGAAGGGGAGAAUGGAUUUAUCAGGAGUGAAAAAGAAGAGCUUGCUAGGAGUCAAAGAAAAUAAUAAAAAGUCCAGCACUAGGGCUCCUUCUCCUACCAAGCGCAAAGACCGCUCUGAUGAGAAGUCCAAGGACCGCUCUAAAGAUAAAGGGGGCACCAAGGAGUCGAGUGAGAAGGACCGUGGCAGGGAUAAAAUUCGAAAGAGGCGCAGUGCGUCCAGUGGUAGCAGCAGCACCAGGUCUCGCUCCAGCUCCACAUCCAGCUCGGGCUCCAGCACCAGCACAGGCUCCAGCAGUGGCUCCAGCUCGUCCUCAGCAUCCAGCCGCUCAGGCAGCUCUAGCACGUCCCGCAGCUCCAGCUCCAGCAGCUCUUCUGGCUCCCCCAGCCCUUCCCGGCGCAGACAUGACAACAGGCGGCGUUCCCGCUCCAAAUCCAAACCACCCAAAAGAGAUGAAAAGGAACGGAAGAGGCGGAGUCCUUCCCCUAAACCCACCAAAGUGCACAUUGGGAGACUUACUAGGAAUGUGACCAAGGACCACAUCAUGGAGAUCUUCUCCACCUAUGGGAAAAUAAAAAUGAUUGACAUGCCCGUGGAGAGGAUGCACCCCCAUCUGUCCAAAGGCUAUGCCUAUGUGGAGUUUGAGAAUCCAGACGAGGCCGAGAAGGCACUGAAACACAUGGAUGGAGGACAAAUCGACGGCCAGGAGAUCACUGCCACAGCUGUGCUGGCACCCUGGCCUAGGCCACCCCCCAGGCGAUUCAGCCCUCCCAGGAGAAUGCUGCCACCGCCCCCCAUGUGGCGCCGGUCACCCCCACGAAUGAGAAGACGGUCCCGCUCUCCACGACGCAGGUCCCCUGUGCGUCGGCGGUCCCGGUCCCCUGGCCGCCGCCGCCACCGGAGCCGCUCCAGCUCCAACUCAUCCCGAUAGAGCAGGGCAGCAGAAGCUCCUCGCCCCCUGUAACUUAUGUCCCGUCCAACCAAGUGCUGUCACUUUUCUAGCCAGAGAGGAUGAGCAGGAAAGGGAAUCCCUCGUUUCGGGGCGGCGGAGGGGAAGGCUUCUUAGGCAGCAGUUAGGACAUUUCCUCUGUGUCUGGCAGCAGAUGAGUUGGUGGUUUGGGGUGGUGCCUGUAAAGACACCCUCUGGUUUUCCAGCCAGAAGGCCCACCAGUUUCCAGUUCCCAAGAGAGUUGGUUCAGCAGCAAAGCCUGCAGGGACACGCAGUGCUGCCCAGCUGGUACCAAAUGGCCUGGGACCAGUCUGUAACCCUUCGAGAAAGAGAAGGAGCUUCCAUCCCUGUGCCCAGGUCCCCUCACCUCUUGGUCACAGCAGUCCAGCGGAACCCUCUCCCUGUUCAUUAGUGCAAAUGGUUGUUUUCUACAUGUGCUCAGACCCCACGCACCCGUGUCUCCCCUCUCUCUCUGAAUUUAGUGAACAAGCCAAGAGCCAGCUCUGCAGGUCACCCAGAGCUGCCCCACAGCCGUCACUCAUGGUGGUUUUGCAGGUUAACUCGGCAAAGCGUACAUUGCUUUUCUGGCUUCUGUUGUACAGUCAGUACUAUAAAAUUUGUUUUGAGUUUUGUAACUUUGUAGCAUUUUACAUGAUGUGUUUGUACCUUAUUGUGUAGAAUGAGAGGAUUGUAUUGAAUAAACCUAGGAUUAGAAUGCAGAGCAGA
This is a messenger RNA of Loxodonta africana (African savanna elephant), 4159 nucleotides long. It is a transcript of the gene RNPS1, whose product is annotated as RNA binding protein with serine rich domain 1. NCBI's taxonomy places the organism in Eukaryota, Metazoa, Chordata, Mammalia, Proboscidea, Elephantidae. The coding region runs from base 2498 to 3415 and encodes 305 amino acids. Gene Ontology annotation, cellular component: cytoplasm; nucleoplasm; ASAP complex. The transcript is spliced from 7 exons. The record is from RefSeq and is a predicted model, not a curated record. Gene Ontology annotation, molecular function: RNA binding. Gene Ontology annotation, biological process: mRNA splicing, via spliceosome.